Molecule: messenger RNA, 1881 nt
Organism: Diospyros lotus (date-plum)
Lineage: Eukaryota; Viridiplantae; Streptophyta; Magnoliopsida; Ericales; Ebenaceae
Exons: 4
Coding region: 165-1439 (424 amino acids)
Source: RefSeq, a predicted model, not a curated record
AUCACUCACUGCUACCUCUCUCUCUCUCUACACACUGAAACAAAGCUACCCGUUUUUCUUCGUCUACACACACACUCUGAAACAAAGCUACCAGUUUUUCUUCGUCUACUUUUAUUCAGAGAGAGAGAGAGUGUCUCUUGCUUUUCUUUCUCAAUUUCGUAACAAUGGGGACUCGGAUCCCAUCGCACCAGCUCAGCAGCGGUCUCUACGUCUCGGGUCGACCCGAGCAUCUCAAGGCCGACCGCCAACCGACCAUGUCCUCUCGCGCCGUUCCGUACACCGGCGGCGACAUCAAGAGGUCCGGCGAGCUCGGCAAGAUGUUCGACAUCUCCACCGCCGACCCCACCCAACAUACACACCCACAUCCGCCCAAGCCCUCGCGUCCCUCCACCUCCUCUUCUCAGCACAACAGCGGAUCCCUCAGAUCCGCCUCCAACUCCGGACCGAUCUCCAAAAAAUCCUCCGGCCCCCUGACGCCGCUCCAGCCCACGGGCCUAAUCACUUCCGGCCCACUGGGCUCGUCGGCGGGCAGGCGGUCCGGGCAGCUGGACGCCGGCGCUGCGGUUGGGAAGGUGGUUUACGGUUCGGCGGUGACGAGCUUGACUGAGGAGGCGAAGAUAGGGUUUAGGGUGUCGAAGCUGGUGAUGUGGGUGGUGUUGGUGAUUGCGGUGAUGGGGUUGGUGGUGGGGGCGUUUUUGAUGGUGGCGGUGAAGAAUGUGGUGAUAUUGGUGGCGGUGGCGGGAAUUCUGGCGCCGGUGGUGGUGGUGGUUUUGUGGAAUUGCGGUUGGAAGAAGAGAGGAUUGUUAGGGUUCUGGAGGAAGCAUCCAGAUGCUGAACUCAGAGGUGCUGUUGAUGGACAGUAUGUCAAGGUCACUGGGGUUGUUACCUGUGGCAGCAUUCCUCUUGAGUCAUCUUUCCAGAAAGUACAGAGAUGCGUAUAUGUUUCCACAGAAUUGUUCGAGUACAGAGGAUGGGGUGGGAAAUCUGCAAAUCCUAAGCACCGUUUCUUCUCUUGGGGGUCCAGACAUGCAGAGAAAUAUGUUGCUGAUUUUUAUAUAUCAGACUUCCAAUCUGGAUUAAGAGCUCUCGUAAAAGCAGGAUAUGGAGCUAAGGUAGCUGCAUUUGUCAAACCGGCGACUGUAGUUGACAUAACAAAGGAAAAUCGGGAGAUAUCCCCAAGCUUCCUACGCUGGCUUGCAGACCGCAGCCUGUCAAGCGAUGACCGAGUCAUGCGCCUGAAAGAAGGCUAUAUCAAAGAAGGGAGCACCGUGAGCGUAAUGGGGGUCGUCAGGCGCCAUGAUAAUGUUCUCAUGAUUGUUCCUCCAACUGAGCCCGUUUCCGUAGGUUGCCGAUGGGCUCAAUGUCUUCUCCCUACAUAUGUUGAAGGGCUUGUUUUGGCCUGUGAGGAAAGUCAAGACAGUGAUGUGAUUCCUGUAUAGGCUCCAUUUCAAUCCCCAGUUGCAGCUACCCCACCCAUAUGAGCAAAUAUGGGGCAUCUGAUGAAAACUGAUAUCAGGUGAUGCCCAGCCAGCCAACCAGCCCUCGCUGUUCAUGCCUUUCUGGAUUUAAAGUGCAUGGAAAAUGGCCAUCAAGAGAGCAGGAAAUACUGAACCAACCAACCAAUCUCUAAUAAGAGGAUCGUCUUGUCUGUCUUUGUUUGUGUAUAUUUAAUUUUGUCCCUUUUGGUUCAAGCGGAGGUCAGGAAAGGGGAAGAGAAGAGUUUUCCCCUUUCACUUUCACUGCAGCUAGGAAGAAGAAAUGUUGUAUUGUGAUCAUUUCACAUGUUUGAAUCCUAGCCUUAUUUUCUUAUGUACAUAUGUAGCUGCUGCGGCUGCCGCUUUCUUUAGUUUUCAUUUACCAAUGCUUCUCUUAUGCUUUGUC